CUUCAUUGUGAUGUUUAGUUAUUGUGAUUAUUGGUUUGAUACGUGGGUCACCGACUGUAUCACCAACUCAUCAACAUUCACGCGCGGAGGAGGAUCUUUCACUUUCUUGACACAUUUCUUGUCGGAUUUGCUCUCGAUUCAAGUCAUACUCCGACAAAUAUCAAGCACACCGAGACCAAGAGAACAGUUGAGAACAUUUGAGUGAUUCAACUCUACAGCUUAACCAAGGUCUCAUUGAUGUAAUUAAAGAAAACAAGCUCCAGACCAACAUUGGAUUGUAGUAGUUGCAGGUGCGACCUAUUUCUCCAAUUGUGUACAGCUAUUUAUUGAGGGGAAAAAAACAGUGAAAUACUGGUCCUUCGUUGAACCAAAGAGUGCGCUACAAAAACAUCCAGCUAUGCCGGCCAAAAUUCACCGCCCGUACCGGCAGACUGGUACCUUGCUCACGCUGUUAAUACUCAUGCUGUGCUCCAGUAUGCAAAUGAGCAUAGUCCAGGGCGAAGUUGAACCUAAGGAACCAUACAACGUGCAAAGGCUGGUGCGGCAGAAUGACGAGGACAAGGUUGAGAACGGGGAAGAGGUUGUCGGGAACGCUCCAGGUGAUGGAAAUAAGGAGAUCCUGCAGGAAAAUGCUGAUAAGAAUUCAGAUGAAGUCAAGUUACCAGACCCGCAGAUGCCUGCGGCCGUUCCGGUUAACAAAGGAGUCAACCUGGGUUUCGUCCAUGCGUUUGUGGCAUCGCUGUCGGUCAUCAUAGUCAGCGAGCUGGGGGACAAGACCUUCUUCAUUGCUGCCAUUAUGGCCAUGAGGCACGCACGAAUCACGGUUUUCGUUGGGGCGCUGGGUGCUCUUGCUGUUAUGACAGUUUUAUCAGCCCUUCUCGGCUAUGCCACUACCGUCAUCCCACGCUGGUUCACCUACUACGUGUCCACAUUCCUCUUUGCGUUGUUUGGGCUGCGGAUGCUGCGGGAGGGAUGGACCAUGUCUGCUGAUGAAGGGCAGGAGGAACUGGAGGAAGUCCAAGCUGAUCUCAAAAGACGCGAUGAAGAGAUGGAAAAAGCCACCGCAGCCACAGUCACACAAGACCCUGAGUCAGGUAUAAUACGCGGUGGCAAGCCACGGAAGAUAUUCGGGUUGUUCUCGCCGAUAUUUCUGCAGGCCUUCACCUUGACAUUUUUGGCGGAGUGGGGCGACCGAUCGCAAAUCACCACCAUCAUUUUAGCAGCUAGAGAGGACGUAAUUGGUGUUACUAUUGGCGGGACCUUAGGGCAUGCGUUAUGCACGGCGCUGGCAGUGGUAGGUGGUCGAAUGAUAGCCCAAAGAAUAUCAGCGAGAACAGUCACUCUUGUUGGAGGUGUUGUCUUCUUAGUCUUUGCCCUAUCAGCAUUAUUCAUCAGCCCUGAUUGAAGAAAUGUUUAGUGUCCAAGAAAUCAACAAAAACGUCCGCUACAGUAGAACGUCACUAAACAUCCAUCAUAUUCACAAAAAGUACCUAGUGACCCAUGCCCACUGCAACAAUUUAAAAUAAUGUCUGGUACACUGACUUUUGCAUGUAGUUAAUUGCACUCUAUAUGUGAAUGCUCCAGACUAAAAGGCACUGUUACUAGUUCGCUCGUACCCCCCGCCCUGCAAACAGGACGCUGGGAUACUCUGAUGAGCUUCACAGAAUCUUGUGAAGGAAGUGGCCAAUGACCUAUGUAUAAAGCAUCUGGCUGCAGCUGUUCAAGAU
Molecule: messenger RNA, 1727 nt
Organism: Patiria miniata (bat star)
Lineage: Eukaryota; Metazoa; Echinodermata; Asteroidea; Valvatida; Asterinidae
Gene: tmem165
Product: transmembrane protein 165-like
Exons: 7
Coding region: 398-1405 (335 amino acids)
Biological process (GO): Golgi calcium ion transport; calcium ion transmembrane transport; manganese ion transmembrane transport
Cellular component (GO): Golgi apparatus
Molecular function (GO): calcium ion transmembrane transporter activity; manganese ion transmembrane transporter activity
Source: RefSeq, a predicted model, not a curated record